This is a messenger RNA of Aureobasidium namibiae CBS 147.97, 1692 nucleotides long. RefSeq lists its product as uncharacterized. The record is from RefSeq and is a predicted model, not a curated record. Bases 1 to 1692 code for a protein of 563 amino acids. Lineage: Eukaryota; Fungi; Ascomycota; Dothideomycetes; Dothideales; Saccotheciaceae. The transcript is spliced from 2 exons.
AUGAGCAUCAACGGAGCAGACUCGGUGUCGUCAGACUCGGGGGCGCCGCUGGAUCGCUUCAUGCAACGAAGGUUGCAGCGGCUAAACACCGAACAGGGUUUCCGCGAGCAGCGUCAAGCUUCGCUGUCGCAGCAGACGACCCAACAACACUCGAAAUCGUCGUCGUUGCAACAAGCCGAUCUUCACCACCAACAACCACAGGCCCACCAACACGUCCAGCAAUCGCAGCUACAGCAGCCACAACGCCAACAAUCUCUCCCAGACCACGCUGACCAGCCGCUGCCGACCCGCAUUCCUGCUCAAGUCAUCCCCAGCGUCCCGAAUUCGACUGCAACCACGCCAUCCUCGUCUUCGGCGUCGCCGCACUCUCACUUUCGUCACGACACCCCACAACAACCGCAAUACCAACCACUGCGCAAUUUCGCAAAACUGCACGACGACGGCCCGAUACACCUUUCGACCUCGUCACAGAACAAGGGCCCGCCUCGCCAACCCUCAAUGGCUUCGUCUAACCAGAGCGCCGCUGCCAAUGCCCGAGAACCCUCCAUCCUUUCGCAACAACAACCACAACAAGCCAAAGACGUCGGUCGCUCGACACCGCAGCCCCAGGCCGAGGAUUUGACUGAAGACCAGAUUCGGUCAUUGCUCAACGACCACAGAGAGCUCCGCGAAAAAUACCAAAAGGUCAAGAAGUACUAUUUCGAAAAGGAAGAUCAAGUCAAGCAAUUGCAAAACAGUCUCGCUCAUCAGCGAAUCGCCCAAUCACGCACAUCCCUCGACGACGGCGAGUAUGCAACCCGCUUCAACCGCCUGGAUGGUCUGAUCGCACAACUGUCCUUCAGCAUUAGAAAGAGCUGGAAGUCGGUGCCUAAAUGGCUCACUCCUGCUGUCAACAAGGACGCCAUAACCAUCGGCAAGCAAGAGAUGACGGCAGUUGGAAGGGCAUUUAUCUCGAAAUGGCUGGUGGAAGACGUCUUUGAUCGUUACUUCCACCCCGAUCUUGAUCUGGCCCUGUCGACACAUUUGAAGCAGAUGCAGAACAACAUCCGUCUCUUCGCCCCGCCUGCUUCAGUGCACGAGGAUGAAGAAUAUCUCACGUCCAAGGUCGUCAACUGGCGAUUGACCACGUUAGAGGCUAUGCAGGAUAUCCUGCGAUUGCCCGAAGCUCAGAAACAUCGCGCGCACAUGACCGACCUGCUCAAGGCACAGCUCACGACCGCUUUGAUGGCACAUCUCGACAACCCACCAGAGCAUGACCUUGAUGGUGGUGUACACAUGAUCUGCGAACUUGCUGUUGCAAUGCUAGGCCAUCUGCCGCAAGAGAGUCGAGACGUUACCAUCGAGUAUUUCCUUCCGGGGUCCGCUGUGAACCUUGAUAUGAUGAAGAUCGAGUCUGGAAUACCAGCGUUGACAAGUUCGUUUGCUGACGAGAUGGCCGAGAGAGGCAGCGUUGACAGCGAACUGGCCGAGACGAGCGAGCGACAAUCGACCGAGCUGACGUCGCGCAAGCGUGGCAUGCUUAGUGCUCUGACUGGCCAUAAGAAGAGCCAUCCGGCACAAGGGAAGCUGAAUGGCGGCAGCAGCACCAGUUUGGCGGGUAAAGAGGAUCGUGUGAGGUUGGCAGUCGGAAUUGCAGCUCAUGUGAGGGAGCGCGGUAUUCUUGUCAAGGCUCCAGUCUUCACUGGGGUGUGA